GGCAGGCAUAGGAAGAAGGGAAGUUGCUAUGCGAUGGAUGGGAGAAGCGUCAUAAGAAGAAGCGGUGGGGAAGCGGGAAAGGCCAUAAUCGCGUUGGUAUGUGGAACACUCGUUUACUAUCACUGUGCCUUCCGUAAUUCUACCCUUCUCUCUCUGUUCUCCGAUGUCUUCAUCGUUCUCCUCUGCUCCCUCGCCAUUCUCGGCCUUCUCUUCCGUCAGAUGAACAUCCAGGUUCCAGUGGAUCCCCUUGAGUGGCAAAUUUCUCAGGACACUGCUAAUGCCAUCGUUGCUUGGUUCGUUAAUACCAUUGGUGCCGCCGAGUCUGUCUUGAGGGUUGCCGCUACUGGCCACGACAAGAGGCUCUUCUUUAAGGUCAUUGUUUGCCUCUACGUAUUAUCUGCUAUUGGAAGAUUGGCUUUGGGGGUCACAGUCGCCUAUGCCGGUAAUAUCUUAACCCUUCUAGUUUUAAUCAUUCUAAUUAUGACUUCAACACAUACUUAUCCUUUUUAUCGUGCUUUCUCAACUAACAUUUUACCCGUUUUCGUCAAUCAUGCGGUGUAGUCCCUUGAUUUGGUUACAAGUUUAUUACGUAUGCAAUUUACAAUGAUGCUUAACUCUCGUCUGCAAAACGAAUUCCUUUCAAUAGAUAAUGGGAUGGUUCAUAGAAUGCCAAUCUAUCAAAUUUAAAUCGAAAUGUAUGCUAUUGCAUUUUAAAACAACAGGAAUACUUGGCUACUGUAUCACUUUCUUAGUGUUUCUUGCAUUGUUAAGCUUUACUCCCGCAAGUGUGUGAUAUGUUGAGCUUGACUCAUCAUUUUGUGCUGUUGGUGAAUAUCUUUGACAAUGUAGUGGGUGCAGAGGAUUUCAUCACUUUUCAUGAAUAU
Molecule: messenger RNA, 884 nt
Organism: Abrus precatorius (Indian licorice)
Lineage: Eukaryota; Viridiplantae; Streptophyta; Magnoliopsida; Fabales; Fabaceae
Product: reticulon-like protein B22
Exons: 3
Coding region: 34-561 (175 amino acids)
Source: RefSeq, a predicted model, not a curated record